Molecule: messenger RNA, 4818 nt
Organism: Oldenlandia corymbosa var. corymbosa
Lineage: Eukaryota; Viridiplantae; Streptophyta; Magnoliopsida; Gentianales; Rubiaceae
Source: the annotation of a GenBank genome assembly
AUGGCUUUCAAGCCCUUUAUAUGGUAUUGCAGGCCAGUCGAGGAUGGACUUUGGGCUCAUGAAACGGACAGUGCUUUUGGAGCAUACACACCCUGUGUGUUGGAUUCAGUUGUUGGCUGUGUGUCUCACUUGGUUGUGCUUGGAUUGUGUAGUUACAGAAUAUGGUUGAUGAUGAUGGAUUACAGAAUUAGGAGGUAUCGGCUGAGGUCGAAUUUCUACAAUUAUCUGUUGGGAUUGUUGGCAGGUUGUUGUGGUGUCGAGUCUUUAUUCAGAUUAGCUCUGGGCAUUUCAGUUUUCAAUUUGGAUGCACAAAGUGGAUUUGCUCCCUAUGAGAUACUUUCAAUUGGCAUUCAGGCAAUCGCUUGGGGUUCCUUAGUUCUUAUGCUUCUGUUGGAAACAAAAGUUUAUGUUAAAGAAUUUCAGUGGUACAUUCGAUUUGGAGUAAUUUAUAUUCUUGUGGGAGAUGCUGUGAUAUUCAACUUAAUCCUUUCACUGAUUGAGUUUUACUCAAGGUCCGUACUGUAUCUAUAUUGCUGUUCGUUUGUCUGCCAGAUUGUGUUCGCGGUGCUGCUUCUUGCUCACUUCCCGCAAUUGGAAGCAUACCCUGGCUACAUACCACUGUCUGCUGAAACUAUUGAUGAAAGUAAACACGAGAAGUUGCUUGGAGGUGAUAUCUGUCCUGAAAGACAUGCCAACUUCCUCUCUAGAAUAUGUUUCGGCUGGAUGACACCCCUCAUGCAACAAGGGUACAAGAAACCAAUCACUGAUAAGGAUGUGUGGCAAUUGGAUUCAUGGGAUCAGACUGAGACACUUAUUGAGAAGUUCCAAAAGUGCUGGGUUGUAGAAUCGCAAAGAUCUAAUCCAUGGCUUCUACGUGCUCUAAAUUAUAGCCUUGGAGGCAGAUUUUGGUAUGGAGGCUUGUUCAAAAUUGGAAAUGAUCUUUCCCAGUUUGUCGGACCUGUCAUACUAAACCAUCUCUUAAAGUCUCUGGAGCGGGGAGAUCCAGCUUGGGUUGGAUAUGUUUAUGCCUUCUCAAUUUUUGUGGGAGUGUCAUGUGGAGUUCUCUGUGAAGCACAGUACUUUCAGAAUGUAAUGCGUGUUGGUUUCAGGCUGAGAUCUACCUUGGUGGCUGCUAUAUUCCGCAAAUCUUUGAGGCUUACACAUGAGAGUCGCAAGAAGUUUCCAUCUGGAAGAAUAACCAAUAUGAUAACAACAGAUGCUAAUGCUCUUCAGCAAAUAUGCCAACAACUUCAUGGCUUAUGGUCAGCUCCAUUCCGGAUCACAAUUGCUAUGGUUCUUCUGUACCAACAAUUAGGGGUGGCAUCUCUUCUUGGUUCUCUUAUGCUAGUUCUCAUGUUUCCUAUUCAGACUCUUAUAAUAAGCAACAUGAGAAGGUUGUCCAAGGAAGGCUUACAACGCACGGACAAGAGAGUGGGGCUGAUGAAUGAGAUUCUAGUGGCUAUGGACACUGUGAAAUGCUAUGCUUGGGAGAAAAGUUUUCAAUCUAAAAUCCAAAGCAUGAGGAACGAGGAACUCUCAUGGUUCAAGAAAGCACAGUUGCUAGCAGCAUGCAACACGUUCAUAUUGAACAGCAUCCCGGUCCUUGUCACCGUGGUUUCAUUUGGAAUGUUCACUUUGCUUGGUGGAGAUUUGACACCAGCACGAGCUUUUACUUCACUAUCUCUGUUUGCAGUGCUGCGGUUUCCCUUGAACAUGCUUCCGAAUCUGAUAACUCAGGUUGUGAAUGCAAAUGUAUCAUUGCAACGACUUGAAGAACUGUUUAUCGCUGAAGAAAGAAUUCUUUUACCUAAUCCACCUAGAGAAGCUGGAGUUCCUGCCAUUUCAAUCAAGGAUGGGUGCUUUUCAUGGGAUUCGAAGGCCGAAAAGCCAACUUUAUCAGAUGUAAAUUUAGAUAUAGAAGUUGGAAGCCUUGUUGCAAUUGUUGGUGGUACUGGAGAAGGAAAGACGUCUCUUAUCUCAGCAAUGCUUGGGGAGCUUCCUGCUGUAGGAGACUCGAGGGUUGUAAUUAGAGGAACAGUUGCUUAUGUUCCUCAAAUUUCUUGGAUCUUCAAUGCCACAGUACGCGAGAACAUAUUGUUUGGAUCAAGCUUUCAGCGUGCACAAUAUUGGAAAGCUAUAGAGGGUCACGACCUUACCGAGAUUGGUGAAAGAGGAGUAAAUAUCAGCGGAGGACAAAAGCAGAGAGUGUCUUUGGCACGGGCUGUGUACUCAAAUUCUGAUGUCUACAUAUUUGAUGACCCUUUGAGUGCUCUGGAUGCGGAUGUAGCAAGACAGGUUUUCAACAAAUGUAUUAAGGAAGAAUUGCAAGAGAAAACAAGGGUGCUAGUGACAAACCAGCUCCACUUUCUUCCCCAAGUAGAUAAAAUUAUUUUGGUGUCAGAAGGUAGAAUUAAAGAGCAAGGAACCUUUGAGGAGCUUUCUAGACAUGGUAGGCUUUUCCAAAAGCUGAUGGAAAAUGCAGGGAAGAUGGAAGAACAUGUGGAAGUUAAUGGGGAUAUGACAGAUAUUGUUAGUGAAUCCCCAUACCCUGAUGAUAAACAUCAUGAGCAGCCAAAGGACACAAACUCCAUGAGUAGAAGGAAGGAAGUUAAAUCAAUACUCAUCAAGCAAGAAGAGCGGGAGACUGGAGUUGUCAGCUGGAAUGUUUUGAUGAGGUAUCGAGAUGCUUUAGGAGGCUUGUGGGUUGUCAUGAUACUGUUCAGCUGCUAUAUAUCAACAGAAAUCCUUCGUAUUCUAAGUAGCACAUGGUUGAGUAUAUGGACAAAGCAAAGCUCUUCAACUAGCUUUGGACCGGGUUUUUACCUCCUAGUGUAUGCACUUUUGUCUUCUGGUCAGGUGUUGGUAACAUUUGCAAACUCAUUUUGGUUGAUUAGAUCGAGUCUCAAUGCAGCCAAAAGACUUCAUGAUUCCAUGUUGCACUCCAUACUCAAGGCUCCUAUGGUAUUUUUCCACACAAAUCCUACUGGAAGAAUCAUUAAUAGAUUCUCGAAGGAUAUUGGUGAUAUCGAUAGGAAUGUUGCCAGUAUGGCGAAUAUGUUUCUUAAUCAACUCUGGCAGCUUCUUUCAACAUUUGUACUCAUAGGAUUCGUGAGUACCAUAUCACUCUGGGCAAUAAUGCCCCUUCUGAUUGUGUUUUAUGCAGCCUAUCUGUAUUAUCAGAGCACAGCAAGGGAAGUGAAGCGUCUGGAUUCCAUUACUAGAUCUCCUGUUUAUGCACAAUUUGGAGAAGCAUUGAAUGGUUUAUCAACCAUUCGUGCGUAUAAAGCACACGACCGGAUGGCAAAAAUCAAUGGAAAAGCUAUGGACAAUAAUCUCAGAUUCACUCUAGUUAAUAUAAGUUCCAAUCGCUGGCUAACCAUCAGGCUGGAAACACUGGGAGGCAUAAUGAUCUGGAUGACGGCAACAUUUGCUGUUAUGCAGAAUGGAAAAGCUGGAAAUCAUGUUGCAUUUGCAUCAACGAUGGGUCUAUUACUUAGCUAUUCCCUAAAUAUUACAAAUUUGCUUAGUAACGUUUUAAGACAAGCAAGUAGGGCUGAAAAUAGUCUAAAUGCUGUGGAACGUGUGGGAACGUAUAUUGAUUUGCCAUCUGAGGCUCCAGAUAUUAUUGAAAGCAAUCGUCCUCCUCCUGGAUGGCCCUCUUCAGGAUUAAUCAGAUUCGAAGAUGUUGUCCUUCGUUACAGGCCUGGACUGCCUCCUGUUUUACGGGGGUUAUCUUUUAAGAUUUCUCCUUGUCAGAAAGUUGGCAUAGUUGGAAGAACUGGUGCAGGGAAAUCGAGCCUUCUUAACGCUUUGUUUCGGAUUGUAGAGCUCGAAAGUGGGAGAAUCUUGAUAGAUGACUAUGACGUCUCAAAAUUUGGAUUGACUGACCUUCGUAGAGUUCUCAGCAUCAUACCACAAUCACCUGUUCUUUUCUCUGGGACUGUGCGUUUUAACCUUGAUCCUUUUGGUGAACACAAUGACCCUAACCUCUGGGAGGCAUUAGAGCGUGCUCAUUUGAAGGAUGUCAUCAGAAGAUAUGCUCUUGGUUUGGAUGCUGAGGUUUCAGAAGGAGGAGAGAACUUCAGUGUUGGACAAAGGCAAUUACUGAGUCUUGCUCGAUCUCUUCUUAGGAGAUCGAAAAUUCUUGUGCUUGAUGAAGCAACUGCAGCUGUUGAUGUUAGAACUGACGCACUAAUACAGAAGACCAUUCGAGAAGAAUUCAAAUCAUGCACAAUGCUCACCAUAGCUCACAGGCUAAAUACUAUCAUAGACAGUGACCAUAUCCUAUUGCUUGAUGCUGGUCAGGUAGUGGAGUAUGAUACGCCAGAGAAGCUUCUACAAAAUGAAGGUAGUGCUUUCUCUAAGAUGGUGCAGAGCACGGGGUCUGCAAAUGCUCAGUACUUACGAAGCUUAGUUCUCGAAAAGGAAGGGGAAAAGAAAUUCACACCAGAGCAUAGGAAACACAGAAAAUGGCAGGCGUCUUCAUAUUGGAGUGCUGCUGCUCGAUUUGCAGUCGCUCUUAAUAUUUCGUCUGCGCUGAAGGACCUGAAAAUACCUAAUCUUGAUCAUUCAAACAUCUUACAUGAAACCAAGGAUGCAAUUUUAACUUUGCAAGGAGUAUUGGAAGGAAAACAUGAUGAACAAAUCGAAGAAACACUGAACCAUUAUGCAAUUCCUAGAGAAAGAUGGUGGUCAGCUCUCUAUAGAGUAAUCGAAGGACUUGCAGCAAUUAACAGGUUGGCGUGUUCCGGAAUUCAGCCAUUUGAAAACGCAUCUGAAGACACAUCUGAAGAUUGGGAACAUUUCGAAAUGCAGUGA